This is a messenger RNA of Entrophospora sp. SA101, 253 nucleotides long. Lineage: Eukaryota; Fungi; Glomeromycota; Glomeromycetes; Entrophosporales; Entrophosporaceae. The record is from the annotation of a GenBank genome assembly.
AUGACAGCUGUGGCAAGAUUAAUAUGCAACAGCAUUGAUAAUGUAAAAAUACAUCCAGAAGACUUGCUUCCAAGUGGUGUAAUUAAUAUCAAAUUUUUGCAGCAAUACAAUUAUCCACUAUACAAAAAAAUUAAGAAAGAGAAAUGUCUUGAUAAAUUAAAAUUGCAUGAUCUUGAAAAUUACAAGGUUAAAUUAUCAAAUGAAGAAAAAAAUUUUAUCAAUCAUCAUAUCAAACAUGGUUAUAGUGGUUAUA